CUUUCUCUCUCUCCUCUCUUUCUCUCUCUCUCUCUCUCCUCUCUUUCUCUCUCUCUCUCUCUCCUCCCUUUCCUUUCGCGACCCCUCAUCGCGAAGAUCCUCCUUUUGCAUGUAAUCGAUCGAACGCGUCACCGGCCCCUCCAAAUUCCCCUUCUCUCUCUUUCCAAGGCGUUCAUGGUGUCUUCGACGAGAUCUCGUCUCUAGAGCGCUUCGAAUUGGCGUCAGGGAAUUCUUAUUAUAUCAAGCGCAAGAAAUUUCACAAUUUACCAGAUAGUUUGAGUAUUGAUCGUGCAAAUCUAUUGGGUGAGUACAGCUGGAAAUUGUUAAUUCAUACAUCAGCCUGAAGAUUAUGGUUGAUUCUGGAUGAACAUUGGUGGAAACUUGAGAGUUUCUUUGCUAUCUUGUGGAGAGUUUAUGUGUAGUUGUGCGUCCCGGUAUUAGAAAUGGGGGCUACAAGUUCUAAACUUGAAGAUGACAAGCCCCUUUUACUAUGCCAGGAAAGAAAGCGCUUCGUUAGAGAAGCUCUUGACCGAAGGUGCUUGCUUGCAGCUGCCCAUUUUGCUUAUAUACAAUCGCUGAGAAACACAGGAACUGCACUUAGGAAAUUUGUGGAGCCCGAAGCCCCCACGGAAUCGUCCUUGUACACAUCAACAUCGGCUACACCUGAUCCUCUCGCCCUGAUCGAAAAAUCCCAAUUCUCGAAUUUAUCUCCAUCUAUUUCUCAGCAUUUGGACACAAGUGAUUCUUUUUCUCCCACUCCCUCACCCCUUUCUUCUGAGCGGUUUCAUGUGAAUCAUAUGAAAGCCAGUAGGAGUUUUUCAACAACUAUAGAAGAAAAACCGACGGUUCCAUUAACAGCAACUAUUAACACCUCGUCCACCACACCAAAGCGCCGCGAACCGGAAUUAGAUGAAAAUUCUUUACCGGAAGAUCCUCCACCGCCUGGUACUCUCCCAUGGGAUUAUUUUAGCCUUUUUCACCCUGUGGACAACCAGUUCUCCUUUCAAGAGGACAGGGAGUUUACUCAUAAUUUGGACAGGGAGUUUACUCAUAAUUUAGAAAAUGUUGAUGAUAUCAGACGUCUUAGAGAAGAAGAGGGGAUUCCUGAGCUAGAAGAGGAAGUAGAGAAAUCUCCAUUAAAUGAAAAGGAUGACUUCUCUGACUCUGAGGAUGAUUUUGACCAUCCAUCAACUGAACCGCUAGUUCGGAUGUUCAAAAACCGAAAUGUGAAUAUGGAUCAACAUAUGACAAAUGGGUCACAUGAUAUUCCUUCUAUAGAAAAUGUUUCUGCAGAAAAUGAGCAGCAAAUUGAGGAAAAGAGUGUGGCUGGCAACGGUAUGUAUGAAGCUGAUAAAGCUCCUGUGAUGACUCCAUCAAAAGUGGUACCGCCUCCUAUUUCCCUUCCAUUAAAUGGCAAGUCGAGAGAAGCUGGUCCAGCAAUGAAACAGGGGAUGGACUUCUUCUUGUGCAUGAAAGAGAUUGAAGGUUUAUUUGUUAAGGCUUCUGAUUCGGGAAGAGAGGUUCCCAGGAUGCUGGAGGCAGACAAAAUUCAGUUCCGCCCUCUAGUCCCUGAAGAAAUUGCACACAGAUCAAAGACAUCUUUUCUUACCUCAUGCUUUGUUUGCUGCACAGAGGAAGCUCCUCAUCCUCAAGCUUCUGCCCCAACUGAGAUAAAAUACCUAACUUGGCAUAGAUCUAUGUCCUCACACUCUUCGUCAUCCAGAAACCCUAUAGGGGUGACAUCGAAAGAUGGUAUGGAGGAUCUCACUGGCAAUCUCUACAGCACCAUAUGCAUGAACUCCGGCAGUCACGCCUCAACAUUAGAUAGGUUGUACGCAUGGGAGAGAAAGCUUUAUGAUGAAGUUAAGGCAAGUGUGGCCAUUCGUAAAGAAUAUGAUACAAAGUGUCGGCUGCUAAGAGAUCAAGAGUCAAGAGCAGAGAGCCUGACAAGGAUUGACAAAACCCGUGCGGCUGUUAAGGACCUGCACUCCAGAAUUCGUGUGGCGAUUCACAGAAUCAAUUCAAUAUCUAAAAUAAUAGAAGAACUAAGGGAUAAUGAGCUCCAACCACAACUGGAAGAGUUGAUUGGAAGUUUAACCCGAAUGUGGGCGGUGAUGCUCGAUUGCCACAAGCAUCAGUACAACAUCAUCUCAGUAGCUUACAACAACGGAAGCACCAAAGUCUCACUUCGGUCGGAAUCCCUUCACCAGGCCGUGACUGUUUUAGAAUUUGAGCUGAACACUUUGUGCUCAAACUUCAUAAAGUGGAUCUCGUCACAGAAAUCAUACCUCACAAGUAUAAAUUGCUGGCUUCUAAAGUGUGUUUUCCCACUGACUCAACCCAAGUCAAAGAGAAAGAACGUUCUAUUCUCUCCGCGAAAGUCCAUAGCUCCACCCAUUUUUGUCACCUGCAGAGAUUGGUUAAGUCUGUUGGACAACUUGCCUGCCAAGGAAGUCACGGAUGCUCUGAAAGAGCUAGCAACAGUGGUUGCCCAUUUCUUGCCUCACCAAGAGAAGGGCCGAGGAAGUUCAAAUGUCUCGAUGUCGUUUUAUCGUAAAGGAGGACAAAUUGAUAACUCGGGAGCAGAUAUGCAUAGAAAUGAACCCCCAAUUAAUUGGAACCACAACUACGACAAUUUGCGAACAAGUCUGACGGACUUCCUAGAUCGUCUCAAGACUUUUUCUGAGUGUUCGUUGGAGCAAUAUGAAGCUCUCCAGAAGUCUAUCGACAGCGCUCGGACGGCUUACGAGAAUGGUGGGUAUAGACCAUAAUCGCAGUUUAUUCAGUAUCCUUAAAAUCUCCGAAGAAGAAUUAAGUCGUCGGAAUAAUUUGGGAUCAACCAAACUCAGCGGUGUAAGCGCGGGAGGGUACUCGGGCUGUAAAUCUAUUUGUUGUAAUAAAGGGGCUGCGAUGUGGUCGGUUUUGUAAAAUUUAGAAUAAACAUGCUAGGAAGGUGAUAACUAGCUUUUGAGAAAUAUCGUAGUCGAGUUACGCAGAUGCAGGUAAGUGUAGAUGUGCUUUUGUAAGCUGAUUUGUAGGCUGAAUUAAUCAGUUGGGCUGGUAAUAAGAUGGUAUUCCCUGUAAUUUGUUAGGGUUGUAGACAAAUUUAUUUUGUGCAGAACUUUGAUAUAGUAAAGUUGUCAGUCAUAUGUCCAUUAUUUUUUUUCUUUAA
Messenger RNA from Ananas comosus (pineapple), 3172 nucleotides. RefSeq lists its product as uncharacterized. The transcript is spliced from 6 exons. NCBI's taxonomy places the organism in Eukaryota, Viridiplantae, Streptophyta, Magnoliopsida, Poales, Bromeliaceae. The record is from RefSeq and is a predicted model, not a curated record. The coding region runs from base 444 to 2771 and encodes 775 amino acids.